GCUCCACCAAGAUGGGCGCGGACAAGCCCAACGGCGUGGUCAACUACUGCCGGCGCCCACCGCAGCGCCCAUUCCUGCAAAGGGUCAAAUACUUCUUCUACAACCCUGAGGAAGGGACGGUGUUGGGGCGAACACCGCACCGAUGGGGCGUGAUCGGGCUCAUCUACCUGGUGAUGUACAUCUGCAUCAUCAUCUUCUUCUCCAUCUGUAUGUGUGGCCUGCUCGCCACCAUGGACGAGAAGAUACCCUACUUCACUCUCGCUGACUCCAUCAUUGGCAAUAACCCAGGUAUGGGUCACCGGCCGCUGGUGUACGAGGAGGGGGCGCUGAUCUGGUACAACGCAGACAACGCCACGCAGGUCCAGAAGUAUGUCGACAACAUCGACCAGUUCUUAGCUCCCUACCACAACAAGUCCCUGCUAAUCACGCAGGGUGAGAACCAGAGGGAGUGCGGCACGGUGAAGCCGCCGCGAGCAGAGGUCUGCGCCUUCAACACAAGCCAGUUUGGACCUUGCUCCUCUGACAACAAGUACGGGUAUUCUAACAAGACGCCCUGCCUCAUCAUCAAGCUGAAUAAAAUAUACGACUGGAACCCUGACUUCUACGAUGACCCCGGUGACCUCCCCCCUGACAUGCCUCCUGACAUCAAGGAGUAUAUUAACAGCACUACUACACAGCAGGAGCGUCGCAAGGUGUGGGUGUCCUGUAUGGGUGAGCGGCCAGCAGAUGUGGAUGCCCUGGGUCCACUCAAGUACUGGCCGUAUCCGGGCUUGCCUGAGACAUACUUUCCCUACGACAACACUCCGGGAUACCUGAGCCCUCUGGUCGCUGUGCAGCUACUUAAACCUACUUUGCAUCAGAUCAUUAACAUCCGCUGCCGCGCGUGGGCACGCAACAUCCAGUACACUGAGAGUCUCAAGGAACGGCUCGGCUCCACCCAUCUUGAGAUCAUGAUCGACUGAAAUGCACAUAUCAACCGGCUCAGAUUAUCUUACAAUAUCACAUUAAGUACAAUAUCAUCACACUCUCGUCCCACUGCUGGGUACAGAUCGGGCCCCUUAACUGUUUGGCGUACAGAGCAUAUUCCUUCACACUGUGCUACUGCGGGGCACAGUUUUACCAUAGAAUAAAUAAUAACACUACGUAUAGAACGAUAACUCUCCGCCCCGCACCAAUUCGUAUCGGGCGCUGACUUCACCCCCUCUGAGUCUUACUUUAGUCAUAGAAUAAGGACUAAUACUACUUACGUCUUUAGUCUUAAAUGGCCAUAAGCCAGUAAGAAGUAAGAAGAAGUACGCGUACUGUCUGUCUCGUUUACGUGGUAGGUGGCACAUGGUAAGAAUGUGAUUUUUAUACAGAGUGUUAGUGACAUCGUAACGAAAACUCAGGAGGAUGAUUCAGACCAUAAUUCUGAGUUAAUAUCAUGUGGAAUUUAUUGUCGGAAAAUUCAUUAAAAUUUUAGUGUUUUUUUUUUUCAUAAUUUCAGUAAGUACCAUACUUUUGCGACGGAAAAUUACACUUGAUAUCAACUCAGAAUUAUGGUCGGAAUCAUCCCUCAAAGUUUUCGUUACGAUUUCACUAACACCCUGUAUAAUUAGUGUCCAGGGUGUGGUCUUACUUAACAGUCGAUAAUUAAUUUUAUUAUAGUGACCGCUCUCGAACAUGAUCCUCACAGACAAUAUGCUGAGCUUCGCACCAACCCAGGAUCCUCUCCUUGGCGUUUAACGCUUAGUAUUUCGGACUCCGGCUCAUCAACUUGAAGCUUAGAUAAGUGAGGUUAUUGAGAAAAACGGGUUUAUGACAGAAGCUACUGCCCAUCUGACCUUCCAUCCCUAAUCUGCCCAAUUAUGGGCUGACUGAGUACUAAUUUUUUUCAAAAGUGAUAAAACAAUCAUGAUAAACUGAGCUUAAUGUUAUAAUAAAAAAAUAGUGAAUUUAUAUGUUUAGACAUAUGGCUAUAGCCGUUUGUGCCUUAAAAAAGUAAAAAUUACCAUUUGUAUAAGAUUUACAAGACAAAAUAAUUGAUAUCUAGUCGCGAGGUACUUAAUAAGUAUUGUGAUUCGAUAUUUAUAUAUAUCUUUUAUUGAGUUCUUAUUUAAAUAAAGUUAUAAUUGAGUUACAAUCCUGAA
This is a messenger RNA of Pectinophora gossypiella (pink bollworm), 2129 nucleotides long. Its product is annotated as sodium/potassium-transporting ATPase subunit beta-1-like. Gene Ontology annotation, cellular component: sodium:potassium-exchanging ATPase complex. Gene Ontology annotation, molecular function: ATPase activator activity. Gene Ontology annotation, biological process: sodium ion export across plasma membrane; potassium ion import across plasma membrane; intracellular sodium ion homeostasis. The record is from RefSeq and is a predicted model, not a curated record. Bases 12 to 962 code for a protein of 316 amino acids. The transcript has 7 exons. NCBI's taxonomy places the organism in Eukaryota, Metazoa, Arthropoda, Insecta, Lepidoptera, Gelechiidae.